AUGGCUCAGAUUGCUAUUUUAGAGAUACUGGAUACCCAACCAAUUCAGAAGUUGUUACAAAUAAGCAUAGAAGCGCUAAACUUUUCGCGUAUUGCUACGAUGCCAAUUUUUGUGUUGCCGCGCGUUCACUCCGCGCAGGACCAAAUCCUGAAUGCAGCGGUUGCGCUGCGGUUCUUGGCACGAGUUACUGAUGACGUCAUUGUUCAUUUCGUCGCCUGCGGCCAUCUGAACUUGCGUCAUGACCGUCAGUCGUUCACUUUGUAUGCAGAACUAAUGGCAAGUAUUAUAAGGGAUACCAGUGAGUACUCUCGUCACGAACGUGAUGCUUAUCAGCGUAAUGGCAAGCGCAGUGCCGACAGUGACUCAAGCUCUUCAUCUGCUUCUAGCGAAUCGGAACAUGAACGAAAAAGAAUGAGGUUGCAGAAUGGAAGCUCAGACACAACUAUUUCUCCACCAUUCUCCGAUCCAAGUCAUGGCUUUCCGUCUGAAUCAGCAAAGCAAUUAUAUGAGCCCACAAUAAUUCCUCCCUACAGCGCUGGCGGAAUGCCAAUAAAUAUGCCACUCACCGUAUGUCCGCCUCCUCCUCCCCCACCUAAGAGCAUCAGGAUGAAUCGACCGCGUGGACCGCGAACACCACCGAUGCCUCCUUGCGAGGAAGACGUUCCACCACCUCCUGCGAUACCUCCACCGAUUGGUCCCAUUCCAGCAGCAGCAACCUAUCCACCGCAGGUUCCGGUUGUAGCCCCCGCUGCAUAUGCAGCACCUCCAGUUAUGUCCUAUCCAUUCUUUCCACCACCUAUGUUCUUUCCUGGAUGUCCGCCGAUUCCACCGAUGCCGCCAAUGAUGGCUCAAUGCUCAACUUUGGUGCAGCCAGCGAUGGCUCCACCAACGGCGCAAGUUAAACUCACAAUUUCGGACGUUCCUUCGCAGAGAUCACAUAAAAAAGAAGUUCCCAUGAACGAGGAGAGAAGGCUUGAGAUCGAAAGGAAAAUCGAGGAGCAGAUUCGUAAGGAACAGGAACGAAGGAGACAACUAGAGUUGAAGAAGGAGCGUGAAAAGAGUGAGCAGGAGCACAACCCCAAGCAGGGAACGGCACUAGCGUCCUCUGCUUCAAAUACAUCGGAUCUUGACGCUGUCACUAAUAUUGCAAUCCCUCAAUCUCCCACGCCAUCCUCCACUCCGACUACGAAUUCUAAACGUCCAAGAACUCCAAACGAACCUUUGCCAAGUAAUCGAUCAGAGCGGCCUACAUCUCGCUGGGAUAUUUCCCCUGCACAGUCCAAAUGCACUGAUGAAGCGGGUCCUGCUAAUCUGGAGAAAAGUGGUGCUGUGGCUGCAAAUUUUGGGGAGAAGUCUGGUAAUGCGAACGAUCAAGUGAAGGUUCUUCCGAAGGGCUUUCUUGCCUCGGACCCCAUACUUGUUGAUCUGUCGAACUCGCAUGUGAAAGCAGCUAAGAGUAGCCCAAGGAAACGUGUGGAGCGGACAAAGGAGAGUCUCAAAUCAGCGAAGGAGUCUGCUGUUGAUGAAGUGCAGUUUUCAACGUCUUUGAAGCGAGAGCCAUCUCCUUCAACUCCCGCUCCGAGCGAACUUGAGCGUCCAUGUGAACUUCCAGUAAAACUUGAAAUCGAGCAGACUACGCUAGAUCAGGAUGUUGAUCCAAUGUCAGUCCGAGAUACUAUAAAGGUGGAGCCAAAAACAGAGGAGUCGGAAGGUUGCUUGCAUGCCGCAAGGGAGAGUGUUGUCUUCGAAAAAGAUGUACCGAUGGAAGUUGACAGUGACUCGGAAAAUGGGGCAUCUGUUGCCUUCUCCGCUGUUUCAAACUCUGAAAAUAUCAGGAAUACACCCGUUAUGGAGAUUAACACCAAAGAAUCGAAUGCGCAUGAGGAGGAAGCGGGAUCUCAACUUUACCACGAAAAGGUUGAAGGAACUUCGACUGAUGACCUAUGCUCAGGGGUGGAGAUAGGAGGAGCGGCAACAAGGAGGGAAACGGUCAGAGAUGUUGGUAACAGCAGCAAAGAAGAAAUAAGCCAAUAUUCGGAUACUGUUAAUUCCGAAGUGCCUCGAAUGGAAAAUGUUAUCGUCUUUGAAAGUUGGGAAAGAAAGGAAAAAACGGUAGAAACCGAAAUGGAUGUUAGGAAUAGUAGCGCUUUGCCUUUGAAAAAUCUGCAGCGAAGCAGUAGCACAACAGCAACAACACCUAGCGGAGUUGCUGGUGAACAACAUAGCGGUAAAGAAGAGAGCAAUCAAGAACGCACAAAGCCACAACCCGUAUCGUCAUCUUCCGUCAAGUUGACGCCAUCGAAGGAGUCUCGAGCGCAGGCACAUACCAGAACGCCAAAGAAGGAAUCGGCUUCCGAACGUCCCUCUACUUCAUCUAGCCCUAUUAGCUCAGCAAUAAAACGGCCAAAAUUGAAGAAUGAGACACCAGAGAAGCAGCAUUCGAAAACGCUUUCUCCACAACGGGAUUCAAGCAUGGCUAGUACUUCUCGAAACGUGGAAGGAACAAAAAAGCAUCAUCACAAAAUUAAGGAUGAGAAGACGGUCACUGGAAAAACCGAGGACAGUCAAUUGCAUUCUAUACAGCCUAGCACAUCUGCGCUGCAUGUGAAUGGCAAUAGCUCGGCUGUCCAAAACAGCAACGCAGAAAGUAGAGUUACUGAGAGCGGUGUGAAGUGCAAGGUGGAGAAUGGACACUCGCAUUCUGAGAGCAAAGAGUCGAAGCACGACAGGAAGGACAAGUUGCCCAGAAUCUCAAACAAGUUUCGAAAGUUUGUCGUCGUUGAUACACAUCCGAAUGGUGGAGCCUCCAUUUUGCGCACAGACUGGAAUAAUAUUCGCAAACAUUUUGAUGCAGAGGAAAGGAUAGAGUUCGCUAAGCAGUUCAUACGGUUAGGACUAGCGGAGUCUAAUGGAGUGCCUGUUUUUGUGAUUGGCAUUCUUGAAAAUGCAGCGUCUUAUCUGGCGGACGUAUUCCAAUACAUGCACGAAAAACAUCCACACUUACCGGUUAAGGUUGGCUCCUUGACCAAUAAGCAGCUCGUAGAAACGAUGCCAUUCAACGUUUACUACAAGCAAGUUAUGGAAACGUGUCAUCAUGGAACUUUCCGGGCGGGUCCCAUGCAUUCGUUGUCGAUGGUAGGCGCGAAGCAAGAAGAAUGUGGAGACUAUUUUGCUGAUCUUUUGGCAGAAUUGGAAAAAUCUCCGAUACUUCAUCCGAUCAUGCCCUGGGGAGAAUGGUCAGCUCUGCAGCUCGAUACCAUCACAGAAUGUGAUGAUGGACCAAUUUUUUGGGUUCGCCCAGGGGAACAGUUAAUACGAACUGAUGAUGUAAAGGACGAACGCGAGAGCAAGAGAAAGAAGUCUACACCUACAGGACGUGGACAUUCACAUGCAAUCAGGCAUUAUGAGCGACGAGAGCUUUUGUUUGAAGACCGGACUCCAUGUCAUGCUGACCAUGUGGGUGACGGUUUAGAAAGAAAGACGACUGCUGCUGUGGGGAUCUUGCAAUCGAUUCGUAACACCAAUGAGAAACCAUCACGUAAAGCUGUGAAAGAUGUUGUUUGCUUCCAUGCUGCAGAUUUUGAACGUAUCGUAGAGACCCUGCAACUUGAUCUCUACGAACCACCCAUGUCCCAGUGUGUUCAAUGGGUUGAAGAGGCAAAGUUGAAUCAACUUCGUCGCGAAGGUGUUAGAUAUUCCAAAUUUCAUUUGCACCAUAACGAUAUCUACUUCCUGCCACGGAAGAUCGUCCACCAGUUUCGUACAAUAUCCGCCUGCUCAUCGAUUGCAUGGCAUGUUCGAUUACAGCAGUACUAUAUGGAAGAAGAAGCGCCUGAGUAAAGUGCUACAGAAAGCGAGGUUUUGUUAUCUACCUCAGCAUUUGUUUUUCUAAUCCCAGUUUAUCAGGUUUUUUGACACUUGGUACUGUCGAAUCGAUUAGUUUCUUUUCAUGAGAUUUCUAUGUCUUGUUUAAUUUUUGUAUGGUUGAAGAUUGUAUUCCCUAUGAGAUCUCUAGUUGUCGUAACUCUGUGAGUCUUGGUUAUCGUUGAGAAAUCGAAGUUCAGACUGCUACUUUCCAGACAUAUGGACAAGGAAUUUUAAAUGAAUCAAAUUCGUUUUGUUUCUAAGAGUCAAUCUCAUUUCUUUACACUCGCAUUCUCAAAUCAUCCAAAGCGUUUUCUUAAGUAUGCAGUAUAAUUCGACUUUUUCUCUCCUGUAAAGUAGGCGAUGUUCGCAUCCUCUUCAUCUUGAAUGAUUACAAUUGUAUGGCUUAUCGAGCCGUCUUCGAUAAUCUCUCUGAUCAGGAACAUUCAUUCGAGUUUCGAGCCGGUUAUAUGUUGAUGCCUAUCUCGUGUACUUUCCAAUACCAUAAUUUCUCAUUUUUCAUAAAACCAAACAGAUUGCACGGAACAGCUUUAUAUCUCGAUCCAGUAAUUGUUAACUUCUGCGUGUCGCGCACGUGAUGCCAUUUCAAUCUUUGCAGUGAGCGAUCUCGCAUGCUGUAUCUGUCUGUGAGAUUCAUUUCCGACUAGUCUAGAAUUUCCUCAAACUGUUAUUUAUUGUAUAGAUGUUCAUAGAAGCAAAAUACAAGGCACCUUUUGAGUAUAAGUUGAACGC
Cylicocyclus nassatus is the source of this 4617-nucleotide messenger RNA. The record is from the annotation of a GenBank genome assembly. Lineage: Eukaryota; Metazoa; Nematoda; Chromadorea; Rhabditida; Strongylidae.